CCUACAUUCAAUUUCAGAAGGAAAAAAAAAAGGGUUUCAAAAAUCAAAACCCAAUUCACGUUUUGAAUUGACGCCUUUGUGGUGCAAGUGUUCCUUGCCAGGAAGAACCGUCGCUUUAGUCUUCUCAUUGUUCACAAUCACCCGCUACUUCUGUUCCAUCAGGUGCGAUUCCUCAUUUUGUUCUGUACAUCAGUUCUUCGAAACCUCGGAUUUAUGUGUUUAGCAUGCCGUAACAAUAAAGUCUCGUAGAGAAAGGGAUGGAUUCUUCUCCUUCACCAGACAUAUGCAUCCCAGAGCAGUGGUUAGAGGCCACAGAGUCCAUUGCACACAGUUCAAUGCUUCCGAUUGCUCUUAUAUGUGGUGCCAAGAAUUGUGGGAAGACAACCUUCUCCCGCUAUCUCCUAAACAUCCUCUUGAACAAAUACACCAAAGUAGCUUAUCUGGAUACUGAUGUUGGCCAACCUGAGUUUACUCCUCCUGCUUUUCUAUCACUAACCAUUGUUCAUAAAGUAACUCCAGAUUUGACAGUUCCAUGCCUGAAAACACCGGAGAGGUGCCUUUUCUUUGGUGAUGUUUCUUGUAAGAGAGAUCCAUCAACAUACUUAAGUUAUGUAUUUGCCAUAUAUAAUCAUUACCGAAAGGAGUAUUGCAUCUCAGAUAAGGGAGAAUAUCCUCAUAAGAUUGAGGUUCCUCUUAUUGUGAAUACUCCUGGUUGGGUGAAAGGCGUUGGUUAUGAUGUAUUAGUGGACAUGUUAAAAUAUAUUUGUCCUACACAUGUAGUUAAGAUAAGCAUAUCCAGUGAAAAAAAGAAUUUACCUGCUGGAGAAUUCUGGUCAGAUGGGGAACAUGAUGAAACAAUUAACAUAAUUGAGAUAAAUUCAGCUCGUCAGGACUCGUUAAAUAGAUCGGUGCUUGUUCAGAAGGAUGCACGUCUACUGCGUGAUUUACGAAUAAUGGCUUAUUUCAGACAAUGCUUUUCUAGUGAGUCAAAUAUUUCCACAAUCAAGGAACUUGCACAUGCGUUGACCUCUCAUUGUCCGUAUGAAGUUCCUAUUGCAAGCAUAAAGAUUCGGCACCUUCACUGUGAGGUUCCAAGUUCUGAAAUAUUCUACAGUUUGAAUGCUACCGUUGUUGGCUUAGCAGUUGAUUCUGAUGGACCUGAAAAUUUGCCUUGGUGUCUUGGGCUUGGGAUCGUGAGGGGCAUUGACUCAGUCAAAGGUGUGCUCUAUGUCAUUACUCCCGUGCCAAAUAGUUCUCUGGAAAAAGUCAACCUCUUGCUGCAGGGUUAUAUCCAAAUUCCUUCUUGUUUAUUGCAGGUACAGGGAUGCAUCUCCCCUUACAUGGCAGCGAAUACUUUGACUACAGGCUAGUCAUUCAUGUGUUGAAAAAGAGGAAUAUUAUGAGGCAUAUUAGCAUUUUAGCAGGGUUAGCCAACCCCCUAUAGUUAUUACAGAAGCUUCGUUUCCCAUGGAAGAAGCACAUAUAUUAUAAUUUGCAUAAGCCAUAGAGAAUUUAUUUUUCCUUUUUCGAUUUAUGAAAAUCCAACAAAAUUGUAGCAGGGGGGGGGGGGGGCGGAAUGCAAUUAAACUUUAUAGCAUUGUCAAUUAUAUGGUAUGGAUAUUGUAUUAUAUAAAGUGAUUUAUUUUUAUACAUUAAAUCCAGUUGACUUUCGUGCAUUA
Messenger RNA from Glycine soja, 1679 nucleotides. Its product is annotated as polynucleotide 5'-hydroxyl-kinase NOL9-like. Gene Ontology annotation, cellular component: nucleus. Gene Ontology annotation, biological process: cleavage in ITS2 between 5.8S rRNA and LSU-rRNA of tricistronic rRNA transcript (SSU-rRNA, 5.8S rRNA, LSU-rRNA). Gene Ontology annotation, molecular function: polynucleotide 5'-hydroxyl-kinase activity. NCBI's taxonomy places the organism in Eukaryota, Viridiplantae, Streptophyta, Magnoliopsida, Fabales, Fabaceae. The transcript has 9 exons. The record is from RefSeq and is a predicted model, not a curated record. Bases 258 to 1370 code for a protein of 370 amino acids.